AUGAGUCUACCUUCAUUCAUUCGACCCUUCGUCAAGUCUGAGAUCCGCACCGUCGAGAUGCACACCUCGGGUGAGCCGGCGCGGAUCAUCUAUGCCGGCUACCCAGAUAUCCCUCUCGUUUACGAGCCUCGCGGCCACCAAGACAUGUACAGCGCCGUGUUGAGACCACGCACCGAGCUAGUGGACUCUGGAGAGGCACACAUGGGCGCCCUGUUUCUCACUCAUGAGGGGUACGGGAUGAUGUGCGGACACGCCACGAUCGCUCUCGGCAGAUUCCUUGUCGACUGUACCGACGAGACUAUCUUCCCACGACGCAAAGACUUGAAGUUCGAUAACCAGGCGAAUGAAGUGCAAGUUAGGCUCCAUGUGCCGGCAGGCAUCGUUCAAAUGAAGGUCCCUGCCGUGAAGGCGGACGGUAGCUGGAGGACGGACACAAGCAGGCCGGUUACCUUCCUCUCGAUCCCCACUUUCGCUAUCGCUACCGACCUCACGUUCCACAUCCCAGAGAACCUCCGAUGGGCUGAGAUGAAUGGCAGAGACAGUGUGACUAUCGAUGUUGGUUAUGGCGGUGCAUUUUACAUCAUCGUCGCGGCAUCGGCCUUGGGCUUUUCACCAUCGCUCGCGAAGCCAGAUUUUCCUGCUCUCAAAAACGCCGCAGAUAAGUUGAAAGAAGCAUUCAACUCGAACCAACUUCUACGGACUCGUCUCACACUGCCGGAUGACAAGCGCCUUCAGUCUAUAUAUGGCGUCAUGGUCACAGAUGCCGACAGCGGGGACGACUUGCCUGUCGCUCCAGGAUGCAAAGGCGCAGAAACAGGAUUAUACUUCUUCUCAGACCAGAUUGAUCGCAGUCCCACUGGCUCAGUCGUCCAAGCGCGCGUUGCCGUGGCAGUUGCAAAGGGAGAACGACAGCUGGGGGAGAGUUGGGCAUAUCACAGUCUGGUGUCGAGGGCUCAAGGAGGCUAUAAGAGCGCUUUUGUUGGCAAGCCGGUCGAAAAGAUUGACUUUGGUAAGAUGGAGGGGAUCAGAGUGGAGGUGAGCGGGAGGGCGCACUACAUUGGUGCAAGCACUUUCGUCGCCGAGGACGAGGAUGAUGUCGGUCGAGGCUUUUCAUUCCAGGCACUCGGAAAGUAA
This is a messenger RNA of Colletotrichum chrysophilum, 1134 nucleotides long. RefSeq lists its product as uncharacterized. The record is from RefSeq and is a predicted model, not a curated record. Bases 1 to 1134 code for a protein of 377 amino acids. The transcript is spliced from 2 exons. Gene Ontology annotation, molecular function: hydro-lyase activity. Lineage: Eukaryota; Fungi; Ascomycota; Sordariomycetes; Glomerellales; Glomerellaceae.